Molecule: messenger RNA, 867 nt
Organism: Pongo pygmaeus (Bornean orangutan)
Lineage: Eukaryota; Metazoa; Chordata; Mammalia; Primates; Hominidae
Exons: 5
Coding region: 1-867 (288 amino acids)
Source: RefSeq, a predicted model, not a curated record
AUGGGGAUGGGAGAAACAGGAGAGAAAAGCAAGCAAACGAAUAAUUCUCCAAGGAGAGCUGGUACCUCAUUAGAUGGCUCCUAUAGCGCUUAUCCCUUUACUAAUAAAGAAUUAACAUCCAUGCCUCAGCCCACCUGCACCCAGGCGCUCAUUAAAACAGCAUGUUGUUUCACACUGCCCCGUGUUGUCUAUUGGCAGGCUUUCAGGGUUCAAACCGAUAAAAGAACCUUACAUCUGGAGCCAAAACCCGGGAAGAGCUCAGGUCUGCGUCCCCCACGGACCUACCCCUCCACCCCAGAGAGCAGGCCACAGCAGCCGGACAAAGGAAGCUCCUCAGCCUCCAGUCGCCUCUCUGUGGAUGCACAUCAGUCACUGGUCUCAACUAAUGGCACAGAUGUGUUUAUCUGUCAAUCCGACCCUCAUCAAAAGCUACAACCGAAGAGGAGAGGCCCCUACACUGUGAUACUCAGCACACCAACUGCAGUGACAGUCCAAGGACUCCCCCACUGGGUCCAUUGCACCAGGGUGAAGCUCACCCCCAAGGGUACUCCUUCCUCCAAAACAUUAACAGUGGGCAACACCCUCAGAGUCCUUGUAUAUAAUAACCUAAACAAAGAAAAACGAUCCUUAAAGUUAACCGCCAGACAAUCCAGACGAUGCUGCUGCUACAAUUACACAAUGGAUACCAACCUGUCUCUCAAGAAUACCCCAAAAAUUAAGUUUUUCUUUUUCCAAGGCCCAGUCCCAAGGCGCAAGGCUACUUGUGCCAGCAGCAUGCGCCAGCAAGAUAGCAGAAGCAGGAAGAAAGCCGGCGGGAAGACACCUACCCCUGAAGAUCGAGAAAGAGGCCAUCUGCGUACAAUGUAG